Plasmodium cynomolgi strain B is the source of this 1989-nucleotide messenger RNA. Its product is annotated as TBC domain containing protein. The transcript has 2 exons. The record is from RefSeq and is a predicted model, not a curated record. Lineage: Eukaryota; Apicomplexa; Aconoidasida; Haemosporida; Plasmodiidae. Bases 1 to 1989 code for a protein of 662 amino acids.
AUGAAUCACAAUGAAGGGAGGCGCAAUUUUGUAGCACACGGGGGGAAGGAAACUGCACGUGGUGAAUGGGGGGUAGAUGAAAGAAGGGGUAAAAUUGCCCAGGGAAAUCCACCCUCCAGGAAUGACCACCGGAAUGGCCUCCAGCGCUCCUACGAGGGGGGCGAACUGUUUAAUCUCAAGCGAGGAGUGCAAAGAGACAGCCCUAGAAAGGCCACACAGGAGGGAUGUGCGCUGUUGCCCGAAGAAGAACACAUCGAUGGGGAGAGGAACCAAAAAAAUGGAUGGACAGGACAAGACGUGGGUGGGAGGACAGGACAAAACAUAAGUGGGAGGACAGGACAAAACGUAGGUGGGAGGAUAAAAAGGAGAGGUAACACUGAGGAAGAGAAGAAACUACCAACAGGAGAACACACACCAGAUGAGGGGAAAAAGGAAAAAUAUGUCACCUACUGUGAAGACGGAUAUUUACGGGGAUUACUGAAGAACGCUUUGGUCACCCCUAGUUUGAAGGCCUUCCUAGGGACGAGGGUUAUUUCGUUCCUUAACGAAAAGGAAAGGCACAACUGCUCUAUGGCUUGCAAGCUGCUCUUUUUCGAAACUUACUCUCUGGGGAAUUUAAAAAAUAUUUAUAAGAGCAAAUUCAUUCGAGGUGAAAAGAGAGGCAUGAUUUGGAAGAUAAUCCUGCUGGGGGAAAGCACGUACUUGAGUGAGGACCUGUUUGGUGAGCUGACGCGGAGGAGGAGCACCUACGAGCGGAUCAUCGAGAAGGACGAAGAACUCUUCGAUGUGCUAAAGAUAUGUUCGCUGUAUUUCCAAAAUGUGGGCUACUGUCAAGGAAUGAAUUACGUCGUUGCAAUCCUAUUCCUCGUCCUUAAGGACAAGCUAUACACAGCCAGGUGCUUCAUAGCUCUGCUAAAAAUUUUCAACUUAAAAGGAAUGUACAUCUACAACUUCCCCCAGCUGAAAAAAAUUAUGUACCAACUGAAGGUCCUUAUAAAGGGCUACUUCCCCAGACUGUCUUCCUAUUUUCGAAGAAAAAAAAUAAAAAUUGAUUUUUUUUGUAUAAACUGGUUCAUGACUCUAUUUUCUCAAGAUUUAACGUAUGAGCAGACAGUGAAAUUAUGGGACAGUUUUUUUCUUUUCGGAUUGAAGAUCUUAAUAAAACUGAGCUUAAUUUUUUUGUCCCAUUUUGAGAAAAAAAUUUUAUCUCUAUCAUAUGAAGAAGCUUUAUCCUUCCUCAAGUCGAUCACCAAGUUCCCCUUCACCGAUUACCUAUUUGAAGAAAAAAAUUUCUUUCCCUAUUUACGAAGGUUUAAGGUCACUAAUCGGAUUUUGAGACAAAUUAUUUUUCUCCGGAAGAAUGGCAUUAGCUUUGAUGUUCAUGUGACUAAGGUCAAUCACCGUGGGGUUCAAACCAACCGGUGCUCCGUUGUGCUUUGCGAUAAUGGCACCAGGGGAGACAAAGUGAUGCAGCAGGUUGGCGGGUUAUUCGCCAUGCAUAAUGGGGAUAACCUCAUGCACAGAUUUAUGGGAAUUUUACGGGGGGUGGUGGACAGCAGGACUGGUGACUCCGUUGGCAGAGCAGUAGGCGAGAGGAGAAGACGCCCUCCCUCGCGCACCGCCAACGAGGUGAGCUGCCCCAACCAGGCGAGCUGCCCCAACCAGGCGAGCUGCGCCAACCAGGUGAGCUGCCCCAACCAGGUGAGCUGCCCCAACCAGGUGAACUGUGCCAACCUCUUCCUCGACCCCAGCUGCUCCAACGAAGUCGCCCCGGAGAACCAGUGCCUCUCGCUGAACUUCAACAGUAGCCUCUUCUGUGGCGUCAAGGAGCGCCGCAAGUACCUCCGGAGGGACAGCACCACCAUCGAGGGAAGCACCCGGGAAGAAGAGGCCACCGCAGAGGAGGGCUGCAGCGCACACCCCAGCGGGAACGCCUGCGUAGAAACGAACACCUAUUACGACUUGAACCUUACGAAGUCCUUCCGGUGA